AAACUCAUGACCUCAAAUGAUCUACCCACCUCAGCCUCCCCAGGAUUGUUUUCUUGAUUUUAUUUUUGGAUACAUCAUUGCUGAUAUAAAGAAUGUAUGGCUUUUUUUUUUUUCCUAUUCCUCACUACCUUCUGCCUUCCUUUUGCCUUCCCCCAUCCCUUCUCUUUGCUGAAGACGGUGUGUCAUCUGGGGUAGCCCUGGGUAUUUAUGAGCCAGUGGAGGCUGCUCUGCCACCUGGGGCCGGCUGGGUCCCAGAGCCACAUCAAACGGGGAGCCCCCCAAAAAUGAAAGGAGGCCAUGUCAAAUGGGCAGCUGGUGUUUACUUCUUUUAAGUUCAGGCACAUCCUUUACAUCCACAUGGCUUUAUUUCUAGGCAAGUGGGCUCACCAUUUUCCUAGACCAAGUGGCCACUGCCUCCCUUCCCUUUCCCCCACCCUCAGUGUCAUUUUGGCUUUUCCCACAGAGGAAAGGCUCACAGAACUCCAACGUGGUUCUGCUUGCUUAGAUCGAUGAGACAAGAUUUUGGUCCUUUGAGCAAGGUAGGAAUUAUUGUAAUAAGAGCUGACAAUUAUGGAGGACCUAGUGUGUGCCCAGAGCUUCACACACAUUUGCCUCAAAUUCUCACAAUGACCUCAUAAGUUACAUGUUACCUUCACAUUAUGGACAAAGACAGCAGCUCAGAGAACUCAUUCCACUUACCCAAGGUUGCAGAUUUCAGCUCGGGCCCAACUCACUCCAGAGUCCGUGCAUCCCCCCAAUAGACUCUAAUGUCUUAAAAAUGUCCUCACUUUUUCUGUCUUUUAGUGGCUUCAUGUCUGAAGUCUCUGCGUACUUUUUGGAACAGAAGGCGGUUCUCAUAGACUUGGCCCAGAGUCAGCAUGGGAGAAAGUCAUCCUGUCUGAAACAAUGCUGAUUCGGGUCACGAUAGAUUCAUGGUUUCUAACCUCAGCUCAACUUAAGAAGAACUUGGACAUCCUUUCAUGUAGUUCAUUGAUACCCACAUGCUUCCUGGUGCAAUAUCUCCAAAUUCUCUCAGAUUUCAUCCACAACUCUCCGUCCCUGCUGCCACCAAACCGCUCCAAGCCACUGUCACAUUUCCGUGGGUUUUUUGCACAACUGGACUCCUGCAUCCUCACAUGCUCACCCUUCACACCCCAUCCAUUCUCCACACCCCUCACACCCUAUCCAUUCUCCACAUGCUUCACACCCCAUCCAUUCUCCACACGCUUCACACCCCAUCCAUUCUCCACAGCCCUCACACCCUAUCCAUUCUCCACACCCUUCUCACCCCAUUCGUUCUCCACACACUUCACACCUCAUCUGUUCUCCACACCCUUCUCACCCCAUCCAUUCUCCACACGCUUCUCAUCCCAUCCAUUCUCCACACCCUUCCCACCCCAUCCAUUCUCCACACGCUUCACACCCCAUCCAUUCUCCACACGCUUCACACCCCAUCCAUUCUCCACAUGCUUCACACCCCAUCCAUUCUCCACACGCUUCACACCCCAUCCAUUCUCCACAUGCUUCACACCCCAGCCAUUCUCCACACCCCAUCCAUUCUCCAUACCCUUCUCACCCCAUCCAUUUUCCACACGCUUCACAGCCCAUCCAUUCUCCACACGCUUCACACCGCAUUCAUUCUCCAUACCCUUCCCACCCCAUCCAUUCUCCACACCCCUCACACUCCAUCCAUUCUCCACACCCUUCACACUACAUCCAUUCUCCACACCCUUCACACUACAUCCAUUCUCCACACCUACACCACAUCCAUUCUCCACACCCUUCCCACCCCAUCCGUUCUCCACACCCUCCACACCACAUCCAUUCUCCACACCCUACACACCAUAUCCAUUCUCCACACCUUCACACCACAUCCAUUCUCCACACCCUUCAAACCACAUCCAUUCUCCACACCCUUCCAACCACAUCCAUUCUUCACACCCUUAGUUGAAUGAUCCAUUUAGUAACACCCACACCUACCCUUUCAUGACCUCCUCUUCUUUUUUUUUUUUUUUGAGAUGGUGUCUUGUUCUGUCACCCAGGCUGGAGUGCAGUGGUGAGAUCUCAGCUCACUGCAACCUCCACCUCAAGUGAUCUACCUGCUUCAGCCUCCCAAAGUGCUGGGAUUACAGUCGUGAGCCACCACUCCCGGCCAGCCUUUCAUGACUUCUCAUUCCACCCAGAAUAGAAACCAGAAUCCUUAGCCUGACUUCAAGGUCCUGCCUCACCUAGGUCUGCCUGGUCUCACUUCCUUGUUCCUCUGCCCAACUGGACUCGUGCCACUCUGCCUUCUUUCAAUGCCUUAUAAGCACCACGCUCUUGCCAUGUCACACAUUUGCACUUGCCAUUCUCUCCGUUUGGAGGGCUUUCCCCUCAGGUCCUAUGUUGUUUCCUCGUAUAGCCUUCCUAGUUUCUGAAGGCAGGUCCCUUGGUUACAGUCUCUCCCCAUGCAUUUUUUUUUCUUUUUUUUUUUUUUGAGACGGAGUCUCACUCUGUUGCCCAGGCUGGAGUGUAGUGACGUG
This is a messenger RNA of Chlorocebus sabaeus (green monkey), 2522 nucleotides long. Lineage: Eukaryota; Metazoa; Chordata; Mammalia; Primates; Cercopithecidae. The record is from RefSeq and is a predicted model, not a curated record.